Molecule: messenger RNA, 2568 nt
Organism: Porites lobata
Lineage: Eukaryota; Metazoa; Cnidaria; Anthozoa; Scleractinia; Poritidae
Source: the annotation of a GenBank genome assembly
CUGAAAGUAGUUGUGAAGAGUUUAAAAUGCAUGAUUCAUCUUCGUCUGAAACUUCUCCUUCAUUUCGCCAUCGAGAAGAGAUGAGGCCUCGUAGAUCUCCUCCGCCUCUUGUUUCGUUAGAUGGUUCUCGGAGAGGCUCGCUUGUUGGUCUUCAAAGGCUGGUCUACAGCUCGCAAAUUUUCGCACAUUCACGAGCAUCCCACGAAGACUCGAGACCUGUUGCGAAUAUAGGCGACAAUGUGGUGGAAGUAAAAACAGGUAUUUUUAAAACUCUUUUUUAAUUUUUAGUACUUCUAAAUGUUUUAGCAGUAGUUAAGGAUAUUUAAUUCGUAUCCGAAGACACUUAAGUACAUAUAAUGCGUCAUUUAGCGUUGAAUUAUUAAAUCCGAGGAAAACAAAAAGAAAACAAUUCACAAGAUUUUGGAGAAAGUACAUGUUUUCUUUGCUAAUAAAAACUAAGGUUUCAAAAAGCGUUUAUAAAUAUUCUGAAAAUCUUUGUUUUUGCUUUUUACCAUUAUUCAAAGCUUUUUAAUCAUUUAUGAUUUGUCGCAAAGUAAUAUUUUUGCUCAGCGUGAAAUCAUCAUUAAGUUUUCUCAAAAUUCCAGAGGAGUUCUCUCCUAUUUUCUUCAUCUGACAAAUGCAUUUGCCCGCAAUAGGCCCUGUACAUAAGAUAUCUGUCCUCAGCGGUUAGUGAUAUAAAAGAGGUAUUUUUGAUGUGUUUGAUAACAAACAUUCCUGAAUUUUGAGGUUUUCAAAGUAAAAAUAUAAUGGAAAUUGUAAAUAGCUCUCGCGCGAAUGAUACCUGCGGUGCAACGGAAGUCAAUGUGGAUCUUUUAGAGCGUAAUUAUUUGAUGCAGUUGUAAUUGUUAUGAUGCCAGUAGGGACAGACAAUGUGGAACAAGACAGUAUAUUGCUGAUUAGCUUUAUUCAUAAAUAAACGGUUACCAGUGGGUUUUGAAAAAGAAAAAUAAUAGUAUUUACUUUUCGAAAAGCGAAAACCCCAUGCAAUAAAAAUUGAAUUUUGGCAUAAUGGCCAUUAAAAUGUUCAAGACGGAUAUAUGUAUAUCCAAGCAAAAAAGGGGGAAAGGCUGAAAAGGUCAUGACAGAUCAGUUUAGCUCUUCUCGUGGUAAUUAUCAACAUAGUGAUUACUCCGCCAUCGCGUGCGAAGAAGUAGCGGGUAGGUGAAGCUCUCACGCAAGCAACCUUCAACUUGUCUUGCAUGAGAAACCCCAGUUCUUCUUGUUAAAGCUUCACACAUCACGCUCCACUGCGCGAUUUUACAAGUAAUGAUUAAGAAAAUAACCCCUGGCACCCAGGGUAACCAAUUUUCUCCUCUUCGUAACAUUUUAGUUUUCCAAAUCUCAACGGAUGAUUGUAAGAGCUUUGACUGCCAUUUUUUAAAAAUUCAUUUUCCCUCAUAUGAAAAGAGAAGAGGAAGGGACGGUGCGCGUUAUCGAACAGUAUACGGAGGGGAUAUUAUUAACAAGAAAAAAGCAUCGCCGGUAUGAAUGAUUUUUUUGUGCUUUAAACCCCGACGGGGUACUCCUAGAAAUUCUUGGUGGGGGUGUGCCGCCCUGUUCUUCAAACCCUGACCCUGUUUCAGACCAUAAAACAUGUCAUUUUCCACACCCAUUUUGAGACCAGGGACCCGUUUCUCGAAAGCCCCGAUAACAAACGGGCCCGAAGUUCCCUCUAAAACAAUGCCUAAGUUCAAAACAAAAUGGGCGAAACGGCGCGAAAACCAUACCCUUUGGGGCGGUACAUACCUAUAUGACUUAUUAUAAGGGAGUGCCCCCCCCCCCUUGGGGCUAUAAAGGCUGUUAGUACAUUCCAAUCAGCAACGGAUGGCAAGAAAUAACAUGAAAUGAAACUAGAAAAAGUCGGGCCCACCUUUUUCAAUUUCAAUUCAUGUCCAAUUUCUUUGAAGUUUUAAUUCUUUGUCCCCAAAUAUCACCAAAAAUUAUUGUGGUUUUUGCUCCCUAAUGAAUUUCUUUUUUGAUAUCUUCUUAAUGACUCUACAGGAGCCUUAGAUGCGUGAGUAAAGGCACUUAGUGAUGACUUCAGCACAGAAUUCAUCUAAAAUAGCAAUAUCCUGGAAAGCCCCUUUAAACUACCUCCUCUACCACGAGUGGGAGGUACUGGAGGGUAAAUCUCUCUCCUUCCUACUUUUUCAACCAAUACCUUCCCUCUUCUUACUUUUCCGGGCCACUUCUCCCUCCUCCCUAUUAUGUACCUUCCUCCUCUAUCACGGUAUGCGGGACUGUGUAAUUCACAAUCAUGCUUAUAGCAUUGAUGAUUAUCUUCCAGGUACCAGACCGUCACUUUCACAACCUCGUCCCAGUCUUCCAAGUCCAAAACCCAAGCGAAGCAGGACUUCGUUCACCCCCAUGCAGUUGGAACGUUUAGAGGAGGAGUUUUCAAUGGAUAUGUACGUGGUUGGUUUGAAGAGAAUGAAGCUGGCAAACGAGUUAAGCCUGACAGAAAGACAGGUUAAGGUGUGGUUCCAGAACAGAAGAAUGAAGUACAAACGAGAAAGAGCAAAGACAAGAUCAGAUGGAGGAAAGUAA